This is a messenger RNA of Daphnia magna, 4228 nucleotides long. RefSeq lists its product as uncharacterized. The record is from RefSeq and is a predicted model, not a curated record. Lineage: Eukaryota; Metazoa; Arthropoda; Branchiopoda; Diplostraca; Daphniidae. The transcript has 5 exons. Bases 625 to 1863 code for a protein of 412 amino acids.
AGUAUACCGUUGACCUACUUGCGCAGAGAGCCCCGUUAUACAGAUAGUAACCGUUGUUGCACCAGUCUUCUCUCUCGUGUCCGUGCGACUAGAGCGUGAAAAAUCUCUCCUUCCUUUAAAAACCCUUUAGGCUUCAAAUGUGUCCCUCGGAUGACGUGCGAAUCAGCUCCUUUCUGCAAUUGAAUCUGUUGCCAACGCCUUUUAAAUCCAGUGUCGGAUGAUCUGAAUUUCACGUGCGACAUUUUCAUCAAUUUUGUCGUUCCCGUUGUGUAUUGAUUUAUAAAGCACCAGCGGCAUCGCCGUCUUUGCAAUUCGUCCAGGCCAGCAUUUCAGACCCAUAGCCACUCGAUCCUGCUUGACCAGUGAGUGAAGCGCAAGUCUGGAGGUCAAAUUCUUUUCUUUUUUAUUGCAAUUCUCUAUUGAGAAAAAAAUCCGUUAGAAGAUCAUUGCCUCAGGUGCGUGAGCGCUUGUGCAUAUAUCCGAGUGCUUGUGUGUCUCCCGCAUUACGUGGACGUUGCCGAUCGUUCGGUUGGCAUUGAGAGAUCAAGGAUUUUAUUUCGUCGAGCCGCGCGGCCUAGACACUGGAAAACCACUGGGUCGCCAGAAUUGGAUGGAAGUUGACAAAUGUGGAAUUUGACGAAUCGACCGAGGGCUGGAGACCCACAUUGCUGGACAAAUCGUACAAACAUUGAGACAUACAAAGAAAUGGGCAGUCCUUUGAUUAUUAUGCCCGACAAGUUGAAUCAAGACUCUCAAAUUAGCGUACUACGUGCUCGAGCAGUGAUCCCUACUGUGAAUAUUAGUAGUGCACCCAAACCACCUAAAAAACGUUUUCUGGAGGCUGCUGCUGCUCACCAACUAGAAGAACAACAGAAACGGGAAAAAGAGCAGCAAGAUAAGAGUAAGGCCAAUGCUGAGGAUAAUUCAGCUCUGAUGCAACUGGCCGAAAUGUGUGUUUACUAUCAGACAAGCAACACAAGCCAUCCUUCGGGAUCGUGGUCACCUGUGACGGGCGGAUGGGAUUGUGUUGAUCCUCGUGUAAUGGCUGCUGAAAAGCCUGUCGAGCCGACCGUUUACUCUAUCAGUAUGAACAGUGCAGUUCAAAGUGAAGCCAGCCCAAAAGCAGCAACUCCAUUCUGGAAUGGAUGGGCUAACCGGUCGCUUCUACAGCCGGAGCAAAGUCUUGGCGGCCGAGAAGAAGAUGAAAAUGAGGAACCAUUAGACUUGAGCGGCGAAGAGACUAUCCGAACCAACCAACAGGAGCUAAUUGAUCAUUUAGUAGAGAAGCUGUGUGCCCGGCCCGUGUUCGGAAAAUUCUCCUCCUUGGUUCAAAAGAAAUUAUCGUUGUUAGAGCCUUCCCCGAGUUUAGAGACUAGCACUGCCCAGAAUUCGUCGAGCGAAGUCAGCAGCUCAAUCGAUUUGAAAGACUCGGUCACGGUCGCCGUCAAAGAUGUGAAUAGGCGAGACUUGCCUUUGAAAAAACGUGAUCCUUCUAGCCUUCAGGAGAGCUACGAUCAACGAGGAGAUUACUGCGAUAGCAGUACAGCAACGAAACUGGAAUCCUCGUUGAAAGAAACGGUCUCAUCAACGAAUAACAGUAAGAAACCCGCUCCUAGAUCGUGCAAAGGCAAACGCUACUUGGAGUUCAUGUACGAAGGUCGGAUCACGUUGAGCGGCCGGGGAUUGAAACGGGCCGAAUCAAGUGAACAUCAGACUGAUGAUCAGACAUUGCCCUGUGACCAGUCUUCCAUCGGCAGUAAGAACAAUAAAAGGCAACGUCAACUCAGACAGACGGAAGCAGGGACCGGCAAAACUACUGUCUCUCUACGCGGCCGCAAUGCCAAGUUGCGCAAACUCAGCUGAGACCAAAUUCACAUUCGUCGCUGUAUAACUUGCUGCCUAUGUACAUAUAGCUUUGAAGAGAGAAAAAUCCAUAUUGCUGUGUAUCUUUUGGCUGUGCGUUUGGUCUGGACUUAGGCAUGGACGCUUAUCAUUUUCAAAAACACUUCACUAUUGCUCUAAACCAUGCGAGUGCCAAUUCUAUGUUUAUUUAUCGUCCCCGUAUUCGCAGAUACAUGACCACUACCCUUCUCUUGUCUCAUCAAAUAUGCUAGUAGAACUCGGAAGUGGUUGUAUAUCUAGUCAAGUUAAAUUUCACAGUUACUCGAUCAAACCAUUUAGGCUGCUUGUUUAAAACGUCCUUUCUUCUCUUUCUUUAAUUUCGUCCAUAUCUUUGAGCUAUCGUGUCUGUCAGACACUAAAUCACGAGGAGUACGAUCGCAGUCAUAUUGUUGCUAUGUAACUGUGUUACAACUUGAGUACCCGAACUCUGCGAUGAUGAAAAUCAAAUCUAUAAUCGUCACUAUUAGUAUACACAAAAUUAACAAUAAAAAUUCUCCUUUUAUUAGCGAUUGUACAGAAAUCCUGUUUGGAAAUAUAAUUUAGCACUUUUCUUUCCUUUAUUUGCAUAUUUUUCUUACAUGUAAACAAAUUCAAUCUUGUAAGGAAUACAAUACCACACUGAAUGAAGAAUGAUGAUUAAAUUUUUUUUUCAAUAUUAAUAUCAACUUUUCUGAGUAAAACAUAAAGCUUUUGGGAUGACCCAAUCUGAUUGCUAUAUUCGUUCGACGAAUUCUUUUUACAUGAACUACUAAUAAUUGACCGAUUUGGGCUUUGGGCUAUCGUUAGAUUAAAAACGACGCGAUUUUAAGAUGCGUAAUUAUGAAGGUGUAUUCAGAAUACGUUUCAUUUGUUUUCUGUUAAUAAUGCAUCAAAAACCUGUGGAAGUCUAUAAUGGUGCAAAGCAAUAAUAAUAAAGCCUAAUCUUCUCAUCAUCACUUACUUCGAACCUUUUAGUUUAGGCUCAGUAUUUCAGUAAGACAAUUAAAAACCAGGUCUACCGACCCUACCGACUGUUGUUUGUUCGAAACGUUCCUCUUAAAUAUGCCAAGGCAAAUUUACUUAAUGUAAUUAGCGUCUAGUGUUUAGUUUAUGUAACCAUUUUUAUGAUGAUAUUCAUAUAUGGCAUUACUUUUUACAUCCCAACCUUAAAAAAAAAAUGAUCACCUGUCCUCAAUUCUUACCUGUGCCCUUGUGCAUUACCUGCAGCGGGAGAAUUCUAGAUUGUGGAACGGAAAAUUCGGAAAGAAAGAUAGUCCUUGUAUGAAUAAGCAUUUUUUCUGUCCCCUCUUUAUCUCAUUAUAUUAGUCUCGAACAAGGUCAUUGUCAGUUUGCUGCUCUGUUCCUUAGCGUAAAGAAGUUAAAUUUUUUAUUCCGCCAUUCAUACAAGUGUGGGAUGUGAGGGUGUGAGGGUGUGUGAGUGUGUGAGUGUGUGAGUGUGUGUGAGUGUGUGAGUGUGUGAGUGUGUGAGUGUGUGAGUGUGUGAGCCGAACGUGUAUAUACUACUAUGAAACAGAUAUAGUAGUUUAUACCUUUUUGUGUCCUAGUUCUGACAGGCUGUCAAAUUUUUCUAUUCAACAUUUAAAAAAGUUCUUAAGCAGUUCAACUUUUUUACUUCUGUGUUUCCCAUGUAUCUACAAGAUUUUUUCCCAACACCUUCUGGUCAUCUGACAACCGCUGGGCCAAAUGCAAGGGAAGGUCCAAGCAUGAAGGAGGAAUGGUCCAAGUGAAACUGGGGCAAUGCAGAAGAACAAGUUCACUUUGUAAGCAAGGCAAUGCGUUACUUCGUAGCGCCACGGGGAUUCCAAAUUGAACUAACGCAAUGGGCCAAUGCCGAUGCCAACAAUAGUUUGGGAUAAAAAAUGUCCUUCGACGUUCAACAGUCACAAGUCUAACUUUUAACAAAAUGCCGGUAUUUCUCACCUUAACGUGUAAAUGUACGUUAAAAAUUUUGGCUUAUUUCAGGUAGCAGACAAAAUACAGAACGUAACGCUAGGCACUGCAAUCCACCCGUUGGGUGGCGAGUUUUUCAACGUAGAGUUGUUGGUUUCCCAUCUUUAUGUGAUCAUACCCUGUAGACAUUUUCUAUCCAUUUCGUCGCGUGUGAAACAUCAUCAAAGGUGACAGAUUUCCGUUAUCCAUUAAGGUCCGGUGUGGUUCAUCAAGGACUUUUACCGGUAUGUUUAGCUUUAGCUUGAUAUAGUCUUUUGUCUUUACUCAACAUAUAUGUCGCUCUUGUGAUCGCCAUAAACUUCAAGGCUUUAUGUUUCCAUAUAAUCCAUGAUGUAGUCUACAUCUUCUCUGUAAUAAAUUGCUUUUUCGACAUCGA